AUGCGCGCAUGGACGCGUAUACUUGCGGCGUCUGCGCUGUGGCGAAUCGUAUGUGUGUGCACACUGCUGGUGUGCACGCAUCUGCAGACAGCGUUUGAUACAUCUGCGGAGCUCGUGCGACUUACUUUGCCGCAGGGUGCAUGGGAUUCUGCGUGGGACACUUGGGCUGUUCCUUUUGUACGUUGGGAUACAGUCUACUUUGUUGCGCUUGCUCAUCCGGAGCGUGGGUACGUGUAUGAAAACACACUGGCGUUUCAGCCAGGCAUUGUGUUUGUGCUACGCCGACUUGGUUCUAUACCGGCGUUAUGGGGCGAUACUCGCUGGAGUGCCACGUGUGCAGUAGUGGGAGGUGCUUUUCUGGCGAACGUGGCCACUAUCGUCGCACCGGUGCUGCUGUACAUGUUGACUCGUGCCCAAACGCAUUCACGCGCCCUCGCUGAGCGAGCGGCUCUUCUGGCUGUUUUUGCGCCAGCUUCAGCUACGGCACUUACUGCUCCAACGCCUGAGCCAUUUUAUUCUGUUCUCGUGCUCAGCGGUCUUUGCGUGCUGCAACGCCCCUGUCCUUUGCCUCGGUGGUGUGCAGCUCUUUUCUUCUGUCUCGCAACGUGCUUUCGAGCGAAUGGGAUCCUGUUAGGUGCAUUCCUCGUAUGGCACGCGAUUCACCGCCCUUGGAUCGAACAGCGUCAGCGUACAUGCAUCACUGUCUGUGCAGAUGUCGUGAGUGCGGCGGCAGGCAUGAUUUUCAUCUCGAUCCCUUUCUUCUUGCACCAGCGGUGGGCGUAUGAACGACUCUGCCCUGGACGUCCAUGGUGUGACAUGGAGCCGAUCCCGCUCGUCUACAGUUUCGUCCAAGCACAUUACUGGGAUGUCGGUUUCUUUCGCUACUGGACACUCGCACAAGUGCCCAACUUUGUGCUGGCGUUUCCAGUCCUCACGCUCGGCGCGUACGGCUGCUGGCUGGCCACGCCGUGCGCGCGUCGUGUUGUCGAACAGACGCUGAUACCCUGGCGCGGUAGUGGUCUUGCCAGUGAUCCAGCCAAGCGCGUUUCCACAACCAUCCGAUCCCGGCCCGCUUUGCGCUGUGAGCUCGUGUACGUCUAUCAUACGGCUGUUGUCUUAUGUAUUCUGCUGUUCGCGAGUCAUGUACAAAUUGCAUUGCGGAUGGCGACGCCAGGGGGCAUGCCAAUGGUAUGGUGGGCUGCUGCCAUGCUAUGUGAGCGAGGCGGUCCUGCAUGGACAAAAGGGGUUGUGUUGUACUUGCUAUGCUACAGUGGGGUGGCAUGUGUGUUGUACGCAGGGUUUUAUCCGCCUGCAUAA
Messenger RNA from Malassezia globosa CBS 7966, 1317 nucleotides. RefSeq lists its product as uncharacterized. The transcript has a single exon. Gene Ontology annotation, molecular function: alpha-1,6-mannosyltransferase activity; GPI mannosyltransferase activity. Gene Ontology annotation, biological process: GPI anchor biosynthetic process. Gene Ontology annotation, cellular component: endoplasmic reticulum membrane; mannosyltransferase complex. Lineage: Eukaryota; Fungi; Basidiomycota; Malasseziomycetes; Malasseziales; Malasseziaceae. The record is from RefSeq and is a predicted model, not a curated record. The coding region runs from base 1 to 1317 and encodes 438 amino acids.